Ochlerotatus camptorhynchus is the source of this 1743-nucleotide messenger RNA. RefSeq names its product DNA polymerase epsilon subunit 2 (gene DNApol-epsilon58). Gene Ontology annotation, biological process: error-prone translesion synthesis; DNA-templated DNA replication. Gene Ontology annotation, cellular component: epsilon DNA polymerase complex. Lineage: Eukaryota; Metazoa; Arthropoda; Insecta; Diptera; Culicidae. Bases 56 to 1606 code for a protein of 516 amino acids. The transcript has 4 exons. The record is from RefSeq and is a predicted model, not a curated record. Gene Ontology annotation, molecular function: DNA binding.
UCUUCGUUGGUUCGUGUAUUUUUUAAGCAAUUUUUAUGAGAAAAUACCGCUGAAAAUGAGUGAAAUACCAAAGCUAAAAGCGCAAAUUGUGUCCCGAUUCACCAUAAGCGGUUUUCAGAUACGAAGCGAAGCCAGUAUCUUCCUGGCCCAGCAGAUCGCUCCCCUAGAGGAAGCGAACCGCAAACGAUGGCUCCACAACAUCGCCAGCCACGUGCAGGGCCAGAACCUGGAGCAACCGGUGGUCGAAAAGAAGCACAUCGAACUGGCCAUCAAGGAGGCGAACAACACCGGCUUGGAUGACAACGAAACCAUCUUCAGCGUGAUCAAUGCCUUCGACGUACCCCGGUUCCGUUACAACGAAGAGAAGAAAAAGUUCCUUCCGGACAGUGGGCCCCGAAGUCUACUGCCGGGACCGGAUGCCAAGUCGGAGUACAUCCGCGAUCGAUACCAGAUGCUGUGGCAGAAAACCAGUCGACACGAGAUGUUCAAUUCUAGUAAGAUUACCUCCAACAACAAUGUCAAACGGUUGACCCUGAGGAAGAUCGAAACGUUGCUGUCGACGUCAAAGAUGAAUGAGGUCGUCAUCCUUGGUCUAUUAACCCAACUGACCGAAGGUAAAUUCUACUUGGAAGACCCAACGGGAGUGGUACCGAUCGACCUCAGCGAAACCGUGUACUCCUCGGGACUGUUCUGCGAGGGUUGCUUCGUGCUGGCUUGCGGAAAGUUCCGCGACGGAACGCUCAAGAUCGAAGAGAUGGGGUUCCCGGUAACGGAGCUGGCCUCCAGCAGCCGGGCAUUCUACGGAACCGUCAACACGUGGGGAGGGCGAUCGAAGAAUCUGCUUAAAUAUUCCAGGAAAUUGGCUGAAUUCGAGGAGAAAAAGGAAGAUGACACCAUCGUUUUCUUGGCGGAUUGCUGGUUGGAUGAUCCGACUGUGAUGAGCAAACUUAAACAGCUCUUAACCGGUUACAAUGCUUUCCCUCCCCGAGCCAUAGUGCUGAUGGGUCCAUUUGCCAAGAUGAACGAAAAUGCAUACGCUUUGAAGAGGCGCUUCCAGGCACUGGGUGACAUCCUGGCCGCCUGCGAGUGUCUUAAGGCAGAAACCGAUGUGGUAUUGGUACCGUCAAGUGAGGAUCCCAUGGCAGCAAACAUCCUGCCACGAGCACCGCUUCCGGAAUGCCUGAUCGGAGAUUUGAAGAAGCGCUAUCCGAGAAUCGUGCUGGCCACCAAUCCAUGUCGGUUGCAGUACUGCACUCAACAGAUCGUGGUCUGCCGGGCGGAUUUGGUGACGAAACUUUGCCGCAACACGAUCCACUUUCCCCAGAGCGGGCAGUUGGAGGAUCAUUUUUCACGCACACUCAUCAGUCAAGGAACGCUGGCACCGCUGCAUCCGAUUGCCUUCCCCGUGCACUGGAACUAUGACGCAGCCAUGUCUCUGUAUCCACUGCCGGAUUUGAUCGUGGUUGGCGAUCCCUGCCAAGGCUUCCAAACGACGGAACAGAGCUGUACGGUGAUGAAUACCGGAUCAUUUCCAAAGUCGAAGUUUGCCUUCAAGGUGUACAUUCCGUCCGGCCGGGCGGUUGAGGAUUCACAGAUUCCGGACUGAUAAAAAAGCGGGUGUGUUUUGACUCAGAUGGUUAUGAAUAAAACCGUCCGUGAUCAUUCUAAAUCUCAAUUUAUCUAUAUUUCAAUCGACUGAAAGUUGAACGAUUUCAAUUAGAUUAACUCAUUUCUCUAGCACAG